AUGCCUAUUGAUCUUUUUGGUCCCCUACGAUGGCGAUGGGAGGCUGAACAACAAGUGAAAGUUCGAACAAAAAUGAAUGUUAAGAAAGGAACGAUUACCGUAACAGUUGAAGGUCUUGAUUCGCAAAAUCAAGCUGUCAAAAAAGAAUUCAUGUCAUUUCUAAGUUGGCUCCGCAUGUGUGCAGUGAUUCGUGAUCCACAUGCAGGUAACUUUCAAUAUCAAUUGAAUAGCUUUUCUAAGUAAUUUUUCACUCUUUCUGAAUAUUGAAAAAAUCAGGAAUUCACAAAAAAACACAAAAUCCCUUUCACACUAAAUUACUCGAGAUCAUCCCGGGUAGGUCGU
Adineta ricciae is the source of this 342-nucleotide messenger RNA. The record is from the annotation of a GenBank genome assembly. NCBI's taxonomy places the organism in Eukaryota, Metazoa, Rotifera, Eurotatoria, Adinetida, Adinetidae.